GGUAAAGUAAAUUGUCUUCUGAGGAAAAAGUUCUAGAGCAGAGAUAAAGGGAAUAAUAAUGAAGAUAGUGCAAGAGGAAGUUCGAAAGGGUCCUUGGACAGAACAAGAGGACAUUCUAUUGAUCAACUUUGUUCACUUAUUUGGAGAUCGUCGAUGGGAUUUUAUUGCAAAAGUUACAGGUUUGAACAGAACAGGAAAGAGUUGCAGGUUGCGCUGGGUUAAUUACCUACAUCCAGGUCUCAAAAGAGGGAAGCUGACACCACAAGAAGAAAAGCUUGUGUUGGAACUGCACCACAAAUGGGGAAACAGAUGGUCUAGAAUUGCUCGGAAGUUACCGGGGCGAACAGAUAAUGAGAUCAAGAACUAUUGGAGGACUCAUAUGAGAAAAAAGGCUCAGGAGAAUAAACGAGCAAUUUCCCACUCAAAGUCAUCUUCCAAUCAUUGUUCAUCAUCAUCAAAUGUUACGGCAGUGAAUUCAUUCCCGGUUCAAGAUUCCGGAGGAGUUAGCUUUUAUGACACUGGAGGACCUGACAAGCUAGAUUUGGCAGGAAAGAACCAGGAGGUAGUCAAAGAAGGUGAAAAGGGUUACUCUAUGGAUGAUAUAUGGAAAGAUAUAGAUCUAUCAGGGGAAAGCAAUAUAACACCGAUUAAUGGAUUCUAUGAUGAAGGAAGUUGCAAUUUUUUAUAUCCUUCAGUGGCUUCCACCUCAUGGGAGUAUUGUUCAGACACACUAUGGAAGCUAGACGGAGAAGAGAGUAAGAUGUUUCUCCCUGGAGAUGAAUUUUUUCCCUGCAAUGAAGACGCAAGAGUGUUUUUAACCGGCUAAUCAGAAAUUCAUUUAUUUAGAUUCGUUCAUAUAUAUAAUAAGUUCCCAACAAAGCUCUAACCUGUACAGUAAGGUUUUCUCUAUGCUUCCUGAUGUAGUUUUCUAUGUCCUUAAAUCAGUGUAACUAUCCUGUGGAUAUUUAUCUUCCAGCAUUUUGUGUGUGCUCACUUAUAAUAAGUGAGGAGGAAACUUCAUCAGACCUCCUACAUGGAGAUUGGCAUCUUCAUGGAUGUAAUGUAUAAUAUGCCUCUAAGUUUUCAUUAUUAA
This is a messenger RNA of Tripterygium wilfordii, 1093 nucleotides long. RefSeq names its product transcription factor MYB59-like. The coding region runs from base 59 to 826 and encodes 255 amino acids. The record is from RefSeq and is a predicted model, not a curated record. Gene Ontology annotation, molecular function: sequence-specific DNA binding; DNA-binding transcription factor activity. NCBI's taxonomy places the organism in Eukaryota, Viridiplantae, Streptophyta, Magnoliopsida, Celastrales, Celastraceae. The transcript is spliced from 3 exons. Gene Ontology annotation, biological process: regulation of DNA-templated transcription. Gene Ontology annotation, cellular component: nucleus.